UGGCCGUAUCAACAACUGCUUGCCUCGAUCUUUACUCAUCGCCCCAUCUGCAUACACUUUCACGACAUCUUUGCUGCAUUCGUCAGUGAGAAUCUGCUUCACCCGUGCCACAGAGCUCGCGAAGUUCCUGAGCGUCUGCCCACCGCCGCUUCUUCCUCUCAGUCUUUCUGAGAAGGCGCAAACAUCACUUCCCUCGCCACACACCAGUCCUAAUCUCUCAACAUGGAGACCUUUGACAACAUCUACCUCGAUCUCUCCAAGCAGACUGGCAAGUGUCGCUUCGCCGAGUCCGGUCUAGGAUGGAAACCCUCGGGUCCAGGCGAUACUUUCACCCUCGACAAAGCCGAGAUCAUCUCAUCACAAUGGAGCAGAGCCGCAAGGGGCUUCGAAGUCAAGAUCUACUCUAGAAACUCCGGUGUCAUUCAGUUGGACGGCUUCAUGCUCGAUGACUACGACCGUCUAUCCAGGUGCUUCAAGCUGUGGUACAGCAUCAACCUCGAACAGAAAGAGCAUGCUCUGCGUGGAUGGAACUGGGGAAAGGCCGACUUUGGCAAGGCCGAACUUGCUUUCAACGUCCGCAACCAACCUGCUUUCGAAAUCCCAUACACCGAAAUCUCAAACACCAACCUUGCCGGCAAAAACGAAGUCGCCGUCGAAUUCUCUCUGCCCGGCAACGGCGACGAGACGGGGACUAACGGCGCCCUUGGCGGUGCAAGAGGCAGAGGCAAGAAGGCGGGCGGCUCGGUCGAUCAAAUGGUUGAGAUGCGCUUCUACAUCCCCGGAACGGCAACUCGCAAGGAGAAGAAGGAAGAGGGCGACGAAGACGGCAGCGAAGCCGACGGCGAAGACGACCAGCAAAACGCCGCCAACCUCUUCUACGAAAUGCUCAUGGAUAAAGCAGAAAUUGGCGAAGUCGCCGGCGCUACCUUCGCUACCUUCCUCGAUAUUCUGCACCUUACUCCCCGUGGACGUUUCGACAUUGAUCUCUACGAGAGUUCUCUCCGCCUUCGCGGCAAGACUUACGACUACAAAAUCCAGUACGAUUCCAUCAAGAAGUUCUUCCUCUUACCCAAGCCCGACGAUGUCCACCAGCUCAUCUGCAUCGGUCUUGAUCCUCCGCUACGUCAGGGCCAGACUCGCUACCCUUUCCUGGUCAUGCAAUUCAAGCGCGAAGAGGACAUCGUCCUUGACCUGAACAUGACGGAAGAGGACCUCGAAAACAAGUACAAGAACAAGCUCCAACCAAGAUACGAGGCACCUAUCGCCACUGUCAUCUCCAAGAUCUUCUUGGGUUUGACGGGCAAGAAGAUCUUGCAGCCCAGUCGCGACUACAACUCGCACCACCAGCAGUCUGGUGUCAAGUGUUCGGUCAAAGCCAACGAAGGCCACCUCUUCUGUCUGGAACGCGCUUUCCUCUUCGUGCCUAAGCCUGCUACCUACAUCGCUUUUGACAACGUCUCCGCCAUUACCAUGUCGCGAGUGGGCGGCGCUGUUAGCGCCUCCCGUACCUUUGACAUUUCGGUCGCACUCAAGGGUGGUGGUGAGCACCAAUUCUCAAACAUCAACCGUGAGGAGCAGAAGUCAUUGGAGAACUUCUUCCAGCUCAAGGGCAUCAAGACCAAGAAUGAGAUGGAAGAAGAAGGCGCCAUGAUGGCCGCUGUGCUACAGGCUGGUGACCUCGACUCUUCGGAUGACGAGGUUGUUGCAGCACGUGGCUCAGCCGACGAAGACGAUGAGUCCGUUGAUGAAGACUUCCACACCGAGUCCGAAUCUGAUGUCGCCGAAGAGUAUGACAGCGCUCACGAUAGUAGCGGAGACAGCGAUGAGGAAAUGGCCGACGCCGGAGGUAGUGACUCUGAGAAGAAGGUGGAACCUCCCAAGAAGAAGGCUAAGACGGCAAAGUAGCUGUCACGCUUUUGCAAUACUCUACCGGAUAUCUGAUUUGAAGAUCGACAUGGCGUAGGCGUUUGGGGGGACAAGGGCGUAAGACGGACGAUGGCUCAUUCCAAAAAGGCACAACUCAAUAGCUGCCACACUCUGAACGUUUUGGUUCACUGCCAACAGAGCACUAUGAAAAUAACAAGUCACUGU
Messenger RNA from Aureobasidium pullulans EXF-150, 2091 nucleotides. RefSeq names its product SSrecog-domain-containing protein. Bases 223 to 1905 code for a protein of 560 amino acids. NCBI's taxonomy places the organism in Eukaryota, Fungi, Ascomycota, Dothideomycetes, Dothideales, Saccotheciaceae. The transcript is spliced from 3 exons. Gene Ontology annotation, cellular component: nucleus; FACT complex. The record is from RefSeq and is a predicted model, not a curated record. Gene Ontology annotation, molecular function: histone binding; nucleosome binding; DNA binding.